UUACACAAACAAACUAUGACUUGCAUCAAGUCAACACCACCUACGUCUGUUUUGCCUGUUCUUCUUCAGCCAUCUCAAUUCAUCAUGCUACAACCUACACCUAUUCCAUAAACAUGGCGGUGUGUGAGGUGCAGUUAGUAAUUAUUGAAGUGCAAGAAGCAAAACUCUCACCUGUAUGACAUGAAAUCUAGCCCAGACCAGGUGAGGAUCAGGCCCAAAACUAUGUGUGUGUCCAGUUGAAUUGGCGGGAGUGUAGUAUCAGUUUAUUCCGAUAUCAAUGUCAGAACUUUGAGGCUUCCGACUUUGAGACCUUACGGUGGUUUCUCUUCCUCUCCUCCCCAACAUGGAGACCGUUCCCUCUGUUCUCAAGAAAUACUUUGGGUUUUCUCAUUUUCGGCCUUAUCAGAGAGAAGUUAUUGAGAAAAUUAUCGAGAGAAGGGAUUGUUUGGUAGUCAUGGCUACUGGUAGUGGGAAGUCCUUGUGCUAUCAGGUACCUCCCUUGGUUGUUAAAAAGACUGGGAUAGUUGUGAGCCCUCUCAUAUCGUUAAUGCAAGACCAGGUGAUGGCUUUAAAACAACGAGGUAUUAGAGCUGAAUAUCUUGGAAGUGCUCAGAAGGAUUUCACUGUGCACUCUAAAGCCGAACGUGGUCAAUUUGACAUUCUGUUCAUGACUCCUGAGAAGGCAUGCACAGUUCCUACCAGUUUCUGGACCAACUUACUAAAGGCUGGAAUUAGUCUUUUUGCUGUUGAUGAAGCCCAUUGCAUAUCGGAAUGGGGACAUGAUUUUAGGGUGGAAUACAAGCAUUUAGACAAGUUACGUGAGGUCUUGCUUGAUGUUCCUUUUGUUGGUCUAACUGCGACUGCUACUGAAAAGGUUCGAUUUGACAUCAUCAGUUCCCUGAAGAUGGAUAACCCUUAUGUUACGAUUGGUUCAUUUGAUCGCACAAAUCUUUUCUAUGGUGUCAAACUAUUGAACCGUGGACAAUCUUUUAUUGAUGAGCUUGUGCGGGAAAUUUCAAAAGAAGUUGCUACUGGUGGUUCAACAAUAAUUUAUUGCACAACAAUCAAAGAUGUAGAGCAGGUAUUCAAGUCAUUUACAGAAGCAGGCAUUGAGGCAGGAAUGUACCAUGGCCAAAUGAAUGGAAAAGCUCGAGAGGAGUCUCAUAGAUUAUUUGUUAGAGAUGAACUGCAAGUCAUGGUGGCCACCAUUGCUUUUGGCAUGGGCAUAGAUAAACCUAACAUUAGACAAGUGAUUCACUAUGGUUGCCCUAAAAGUCUAGAAUCCUACUACCAGGAAAGUGGACGAUGUGGUAGAGAUGGUAUAGCUUCUGUUUGUUGGCUUUAUUACACAAGAAGUGACUUUGCAAAGGGCGACUUUUACUGUGGAGAUGUAAAAUCAGAAAAACAAAGAAAAGCUGUUAUGGAGUCAUUGCUCGCAGCUGAACGCUAUUGUGUGCUGACAACUUGCAGAAGAAAGUUCUUGCUUGAAUACUUUGGGGAAAAAAUUUCAGCUGAUAGAUGCGGGAACUGUGAUAAUUGCAAAGUCUCAAAGAAGGAGCGAGACAUGUCAAGGGAAGCAUUUCUUCUAAUGGCUUGCAUUCAUUCAUGCAAUGGCAGAUGGGGCCUUAAUAUGCCUAUUGAUGUCCUGCGCGGGUCUCGAGCCAAAAAAGUUCUCGAGGUUCAGUUUGAUAAGCUUCCACUUCAUGGGCUGGGGAAAAAUUAUCCAGCAAAUUGGUGGAAAUCACUUGGGCAUCAAUUGAUUUCUCAAGGUUAUCUGAAGGAGACUGUUAGUGACGUAUACAGAACUAUAAGUGUCAGUUCAAGAGGAGAGCAGUUUUUGGCCUCUUCAAGACCAGAUUAUCAACCUCCUUUAGUUUUGACAUUGACUGCUGAAAUGCUUGGAGAAGAAGAUAAUGGAAACACACAAGACGAAUUUAAAACUUUAUCCACUUCAGAAUUAGAUGGUUUUUCAGAGGCUGAGAGAAAGCUCCAUCAAAUGCUUUUGGAAGAAAGAUUAGAGCUUGCAAGAAGUGUUGGAACAGCUCCAUAUGCUAUCUGUGGAGAUCAAACGAUCAGGAAAAUUGCUUUGACAAGACCGUCUACAAAAGCAAGACUAGCAAACAUUAAUGGUGUAAAUCAGCACCUAGUGAUGAAAUAUGGAGAUCAUUUUCUUCAAGUUAUUCAGAAACUGUCACAAGGACUAAACCUAUCAUUGGACGGGGAAGAAAGGGUCCCAACGGCUAGUUUGCAAACUAAUACAGUAACGAAAGUGUCUCCACUAACCAACAAAUCCAAGAAGUUGACAUCAGCGAAGUUUGAAGCAUGGAAAAUGUGGCAUGAAGAUGGUCUUUCUAUUCACGAUAUUGCUAACUUAGAAGUUAGAUCGGCUCCUAUAAAAGAACAAACUGUUGCUGAAUAUCUACUGGAAGCUGCCCAAGAAGGAUUACCUUUUGAUUGGGUUAGAUUCAGCAAGAUGAUAGGACUCACUCAAGAGAUCAUGUCAGAAAUUCAGGGUGCUAUUUCAAAAGUUGGAUCUACAGACAAGCUGAAGCCUAUAAAAAAUGAAUUGCCAGAAGAUAUAAGUUAUCAGCACAUCAAGACUUAUUUGUCAAUGCGAAACUGUGGUAUAUCCUUGGAAACUAAUCAGUCUGGAAGUAACCAAACCGGGAAAGAUGACGAACUUGCACACAAUGCUUCAAAUUUGUCAGACUGUACUUUAGAAACAUGUCCUGACAGGCAAUGUGAAGAUGACAUUUCUGUAAAAGGUUUGGCUGAACAAAGUGACAUAGAAAUGGAUGAGGUACCUUCUUUACCUGUCAACGGUUCUGAGGAACAGAAUAUUUCAAAUGCCAGGGAAGGAGAAUUCACAAGAAAACGACAAAGGGUCAGUGAAACGGAGGAAGUAAACUCAACUAGAUUGAAGGCUACAGUGAGUUCUGUUGUAGAGUGGAUGAAGAACCUUGAUGAAGGGGCUACGUUGAGCAAUAUUUUGGAACACUUCAAUGGAUCCAGUGAAGAUUCUGUGGUUGAACUGCUCAAUUGCUUAGAGUGUGACUUUUUAAUAUAUAGGAAAGGGAACGUGUACAGGGUUUUGUAACAGUUUAUGCAUCGUAUUUUUGUAGAUCACGCUUGUGAAAAUCUAUUUCUUUGUAGUCUGUUGCAUUUUCACUACAAUGUUAACUGCCUAGAGUAAUGAACAUACUAGUCAUUUCAUAACAGCUCCAGGUGUUUAAAGGUAAAUACAUUUUUCGUUUUUCGGUUUA
Vigna angularis (adzuki bean) is the source of this 3263-nucleotide messenger RNA. RefSeq lists its product as uncharacterized. Gene Ontology annotation, cellular component: chromosome; cytoplasm; nucleus. NCBI's taxonomy places the organism in Eukaryota, Viridiplantae, Streptophyta, Magnoliopsida, Fabales, Fabaceae. The transcript is spliced from 19 exons. Gene Ontology annotation, biological process: double-strand break repair via homologous recombination; DNA replication. The record is from RefSeq and is a predicted model, not a curated record. The coding region runs from base 344 to 3097 and encodes 917 amino acids. Gene Ontology annotation, molecular function: ATP binding; 3'-5' DNA helicase activity; four-way junction helicase activity.